AUGCAGUUCACUACCCUUGUUGUUUCGGCUCUCGCUGCCGCCUCUGCUGUUGUUGCCGCUCCCAUGACGAAGCGCGCCGGCGGUCAGGGCCAGGCCACCUACUUCUACCAGAACGGCAACCCCGGUUCGUGCGGGCAGUGGAACAGCGACUCUACGCCUCUGGUCGCGGUUAACUCUGCGCAGAUGUCGGACGACCUUUGCGGGCAGACGGUGUGGAUCCAGGCCAACGGCAAGACGAUCUCUGCUGUUGUUGCCGACACGUGUCCUACUUGCGACUCGGGCUCGCUGGACCUUUCGACGGGUGCUUUCGAGCAGCUCUCGGGUCUGGAUGCUGGCGUUGUGCCCAUCACCUGGUGGUCUUGA
This is a messenger RNA of Sporisorium graminicola, 363 nucleotides long. RefSeq lists its product as uncharacterized. The record is from RefSeq and is a predicted model, not a curated record. The transcript is spliced from 2 exons. NCBI's taxonomy places the organism in Eukaryota, Fungi, Basidiomycota, Ustilaginomycetes, Ustilaginales, Ustilaginaceae. The coding region runs from base 1 to 363 and encodes 120 amino acids.